AUUUCAGUACCAAAAGCGGUAACCCCGAGCUACACUCGGGCUUACCCUGAGGCACUGCUCCGGCAUGUGUUCUUCACUUACCUUACCCUGCGCUCCCACGAUGUGUCCCCUGCAGCGUCCCCCGGCCAUCUCCUCCGGCCGAUGCCGGCAUCCGGCUUCUGUGUCCUGUCCCUGUGACGUCGGGACGUACGGGCGCCGCAGCCGCCGGCGGCGGGAAAUUUAAAAAAUUUUAAAAAAUGUCAUUUUUUUUUUUUUUUUACAUUUUACCUAUGCUUUGUCCUGCGCCCUGCCUGCAUUUUGUCUGUUCUUUCUG
This is a messenger RNA of Staurois parvus, 313 nucleotides long. The record is from the annotation of a GenBank genome assembly. Lineage: Eukaryota; Metazoa; Chordata; Amphibia; Anura; Ranidae.